Truncatella angustata is the source of this 492-nucleotide messenger RNA. RefSeq lists its product as uncharacterized. The coding region runs from base 1 to 492 and encodes 163 amino acids. NCBI's taxonomy places the organism in Eukaryota, Fungi, Ascomycota, Sordariomycetes, Amphisphaeriales, Sporocadaceae. The record is from RefSeq and is a predicted model, not a curated record. The transcript has 3 exons.
AUGGAUUGGCAAUUACAUAAAAAGCGAGGCGGUAUAAGUGCAAAUGGAGCUAUGGAGCUGCACAGAGCGCCUCGACACUCAAUUCGUGUAUUGUCACCGGGCAACUUGACCCAAAGCACGGCCACAGGAGAUGUCGUUGCUUUUAGCCCCGACUCAGCAUCAUAUCUGGACCGGAUCAAGUUGUCGGACGGUAGAACCCAUUGGUGCGACGAUUCAGAAGAACGGCUUACCAGUUCGUACGGUCGUAGUUAUCAAAGAGAUCUAGCCACACCCUGGUCACUGAGCAGCUCACAUGGAAUUGAAUUCAUGCUCGGUGCAGGUUUGUUGGGAUCCCCGCAACUACUCGAGGAACGACAGGCACAGAAAAAGAAGUUGGAGACAGAAACGGAAAUGGUUGAUCAGCACGCUGGGGAAACGGCUUAUUUUCCUACUGGGGGGCGGGGGCUUAUUGGAGGCGUCGGCUACUGGGGAAGUGGCAUAUUAGCACAUUAG